AACAAAGAGUUCCUCAAGAUAGCCUCUGAUUCAUGAAAGAGUGCACUACUAGUCUAAUCGUUCUUUUUGGGAGGGAAACAAGUGAUUGCAGAACAAGAUCAGUCCAAGUUUCACGUUUUAUUGCAGGCACGUGCAGGGGAUGGCCUAAAAUUCAAAUUUCGAGUUCUUUCAAGUUGACGCGAUGAUUGGCCUUAAGAGCACUCUCAAUGUGAUAGACAACUCGGGAGCUCUCAUUGUUGAAUGCAUCAAUGUCCUGAAAAACAAAGUCAACAACGGAUGGGGGUCCGUCGGUGACGAGAUCGUAUGCGUCGUCCAGAGUGCCAGGCCAAUCACUGCAGCGGCGCAGGCCUCUUUGACUGCUAUCAAGGUCCGAAGAGGAGAUGUGCGGCGUGCUGUUAUUGUACGCACAAGAAAACCAGUACGACGACCAGACGGCCGAAUCGUUCGCUUCGACGACAAUGCCGCAGUGCUGCUAAACAACAAGAAGGAAAUGCUGGGGACACGUGUCGGUGGCAUCGUGAGUGCGGAUCUACGGAUGAAGGGGUGGGGUAAAAUCGUCAGUCUGGCACCCAGAGUUGUGUAGCGUUCUUGUAAUAUGUCAGUUUAUCUUUGGCAGCGGCGGACUGGAUUGAUCUCAGAUUGCCGCUUCUCUGGG
Molecule: messenger RNA, 655 nt
Organism: Guyanagaster necrorhizus
Lineage: Eukaryota; Fungi; Basidiomycota; Agaricomycetes; Agaricales; Physalacriaceae
Product: ribosomal protein L14
Exons: 3
Coding region: 182-583 (133 amino acids)
Biological process (GO): translation
Cellular component (GO): mitochondrial large ribosomal subunit; ribosome
Molecular function (GO): large ribosomal subunit rRNA binding; structural constituent of ribosome
Source: RefSeq, a predicted model, not a curated record